This is a messenger RNA of Chlorella variabilis, 4005 nucleotides long. RefSeq lists its product as hypothetical. Gene Ontology annotation, biological process: carbohydrate metabolic process. Gene Ontology annotation, molecular function: hydrolase activity, acting on carbon-nitrogen (but not peptide) bonds. NCBI's taxonomy places the organism in Eukaryota, Viridiplantae, Chlorophyta, Trebouxiophyceae, Chlorellales, Chlorellaceae. The record is from RefSeq and is a predicted model, not a curated record. The transcript is spliced from 19 exons. The coding region runs from base 1 to 4005 and encodes 1334 amino acids.
AUGGCGACAGCAUCGGCAAGCAGGGUGGCGGCCGUCGGCGUGGCCGUCACAGGCACCGGCACCAGUUUUCGGCUGGGCGUAGCGAUCCACGGCAUUCCUCCGGAGCACGUUUACCGGCAUAUGAGCAAUCCUCAGAGCCUUUUAGGAUUGCAGCCGCUGCUCGUGUCAGUGGAGGGUGCACAGCACCACGGCCAAGUAGCAGAAGCCACGGCAGGAGCGCAUGCAGCAAGCGCGCAGCAAGUUGCAUCAGCUGACCAGCCGGCAGAGUUGGAGUAUGAGGCUGUGGAGCGCUUCAGCUGGUGCUGGGGCCUGCUGGAACUGCAUAACCGCAUCCACGUGCGCCAGCAGCUGCUGGGCAGGCGAGGCCUGCGACCGCAGGCAGGGCAAUCAGCAGCGGGGCACAUUGACAAUGAUGCAGCCCCACUGCAGAUGCGAUUUCUGGUCACCAGCCCACCAUGGGGACUGGUAGCCGUGCAGGCAGCCUGGACAUUCAGCCCCGCAGCAGCGGCAACUGGAGCAACGGCAGCAGGUGGCGGCGCCCGCCCGCUGGGCCGCCGUGCUCUGCAAGCGCCCUGCCCUUGCGGAUCCACCUACACCAUUCAAGCAGGUGACACCGUCCAAGCAAUCGCACAGGCGUGCGGCACCACCACUGACGAGCUGGCUGCCGCAAACAGCAUCGCUGACGUGAACUUCGUUCCAGAGGGUGGCGUGCUGACCAUUCCCUCUUGUGGCGAAGCAUCCACAGACACCAAGCCGCCAGAGUCACUGGAAGUUUCCCCAAAUACUGAGCAGUCCCAGGACUCUGCCGCUGGAACGUCGCGAUGCCCCUGUGGACCUGCCUAUACCGUCAAGGCUGGAGAUGGGCUUGCAGCCAUUGCACAGGCAUGCGGCACCACCACCGACGAUCUGGCUGCCCAAAAUUGCAUCUCCGACGCCAACGCCAUUCAAGUGGAUGCCAUCCUGGCCAUCCCAGGCUGUUUCAGGGACUCAGCGGCGCCAGACGGGCAAACAACGAACAGCCCUGAGGCUGGACUGCCAGCCCUCGGCGAGAUCCUCAAUGAAGGCAGCCCCGAGACCUCCAUUGAGCUGCAACAAGAAGAAAUAUCUCGUCUAGGACUUAACGCUGGCACGUGCGGAGGGCAGCUGUGCACGAUGGUGAGAGUGUCAGAGCGCAAGGUGCCAAUUGGAAAGCUGAAGCCUGCCGACAUUGUGGCCAAGGUGGAGGAGGCAUGCACCGAGGCAGGCUGCGCCAGCGCCGAGAUUGACAUCGCCACUGACGUUUGGCAGAAGGGUCACACGCCUGGGUCCACUUACCACCGCAAAUGCGACUUGGCCGCCGACAGCGGCAAUGCAUAUGCAUGCGGGUAUUGGGCGCCUGGCAAGUGCACCGUCCAGUUCAGUGGCGUGUACACGCAGAAGGCCAGGGACGCAAUCCUGCCGCUGCUGAAGGCGGCCGCCGACUUGAACACCACUCAGGCCAACGACUGGCCUCCCCCGUGGCGCGCCUAUUGGUACUCGCUCAGCACCUGCACCUGGUGGUUCCUCAACUUGGACAAGAAGCUAGGCAACGCCUGUGAAUUCAACCGCAUCGACAGAUCCGGCACUUGGGCGGAGGAUGCUGGGGUGCUGGCCAUGCCAGCAUCCCUGCAGAUCUCAAGGUUCCUGCCCCCUGGCGAUGAUGGUGACGCAAAACUGUCGGGCUUCAUCAACAUGGAGGUGUCUUGCGACGCCGACCCUGAGACGGAGAGCUGGAAGUGCAACCACGUCGACUUUGCUGGAGCGGUGCUGAGUGCGGUGCCAUUUGUCGCGCAACGGGGUGACUGUAACACAGAGUACAGCUCCGCCUGCCUCACAUCUGGCCGCUCCGAGGGCACUUUCAGGAAGAUCACAGAGCCGCAGCUGCUGUCUGUGCUCCGCCAGGUGCUGGCGGAGGCGUCAGACUCCCCCGCCUUCAUCGUCAGCCUGGUCGCCUCGCCAGCUGGCGCCAGCGGGGCGCCCGCCCGCCGCCGCCGCGCGCUGCAGGACGGGCAGCAGCUGCUGCAGGCAGUCGCCGUCCAGAUGUACAUGACAAUGCAGAGCGCGCUGCGGCGUGGCGCCGCCGCUCCCGCCGCCACUGCCGCCUGGACAGCCCUUGUGGCCGUCUUGCUCCUGGCCGCACCGCCCAUGUGCCAAGCCGAAGUGCCCUCCGGAUACAGCUGCGUCUGCAGCGAAGGGCAGCCCGACUGUGUGUGCCCCUCCAUCUCUCCUCCCGGAGGCCUGGACCCUGAGCGCACCCCCCAGUUUAUCCUGUUUGCGCACGACGACGGCAUCAAAGAUGUCACUUAUGAAGCCAUGCGCGCCGUGACCGACGGCAGGCAGUCGCUCAACGGCUGCCCUGCGGUGGCCACCAUGUUCACCACAUCUGCCCUCACAGGCACGCUGCCUGCUCCGUGUCCCAACUACAAGUGCAAUGCUUGCGCGCGUGCUGUGCUGUGGGGGGGCGCAAGCGCUGAGGCGCAGCCAUCGCAAGCUGUCAGCCGCGUGUUUACCUGCUGCAUUCUUGCCUGCUGCUGUAUAUGUGCUUUCCCUGCAGAAUGCGACUACCUGAAGCAGCUGUACGAUGCCGGCUACGAGAUUGCCGACCACACAGAGGACCACAUCUCGGUGCUGGACCUGGAGCAGGCGCAGCUGGAGGAGCAGAUUGUGGAGUCGCGGGCCAACCUGGCGGCCUGCGGCAUCCCCGAGUCUGACGUGGUGGGCUUCAGGGCUCCUUUCCUCCAGAUGGACAGCAAGGCCAGGGCGGUGGCGCACCAGGCAGGAUACCUAUACGACAGCUCCAUUGUGGAGAUGGCGGGGCUGGAGACGUAUGCCUCCUCUCUGUCGUACGGCCCCAAGAAGCGUGUGUGGCCCUUCACCAUGCAAGACGGCGUGCCCAUCAGCUGCCAGCCCACCGAGCCCUACGCCUCCUGCGACAUCAGCGAGCGCUAUCAGGGCAUGUGGGAGGUGCCAGUGUGGGACCUGCACGCGGUCGGUGCUUACACCAUGGACUAUGGAGCCGACGGCAAGCACAAAGUGCACGACAUCUUGAAGAAGAACUUCGAUGCGGCCUACAAGGGCAACCGCGCCCCCAUGCCCCUCUUCAUCCACACGCCCUGGCUGGAGAAGCACGUGGAGGCGGUGCAGAGCUUUGCGGAAUAUGCCCUCAGCAAGCCCGAUGUGUACUUCGUCACCGUCCGCCAGCUGCUGGCCUGGAUGAACAACCCGAUCCCCGCAGACCAGCUCACCCCAGAGGCGCUGGGCUGCGGCAGCCCCGGCGGCGCGCCGGGCACCGCCGCCAGCAGCAGCAUCGAGGCGGCCGAGGGCGAGGCCGCGGCUGCUGCUCUGGAUACCGAGGGGGCGGAGCAGGAGGGCUCUGGCGACGAGCAGGUGGCAGCAGGGGAUGUGGUGGAGGAGGAGGUGGCGCAAAACGAGGAGGCUAUCCUGGACGUCGACAGCGGUUCUGCGACCACGGAAACAGAAGAGGAGACGGCCGAAGCGGCAGGCGUGAUAUUCACCUACAGCGACACAUCAGCAGGCUCCCCUUCUGGGGCUCCAGCGCCUGGCGGCGCCCCAGCACCAGAGGGGCCACCCGGUCCCGCCGCACCGCCCAUCCUGGCACCGCAGCUGCAGCCCAGCGAGGAGGAUGCUGAGCUGGAUAUGGGCCUGGCGGGCCUGAUGGGUAGGAAGCUGGCGGCCACCGCAGGCGGCGCUUCCAGCAGCGGCAGCAACGCAGAUGGCCGCGGCGUCUCGACUGCGGCCGUCGUAGCGCUUGCCGUGGUUGGAGCGGCGGCUGCUGCUGGCAUCGCGUGCUGGGUGGUGCUGGAUUCGAUUAGAAUCCGGUUCAUUUACUCUUAUCCGUCCACCUUGAUCAAACGCACCUCUCUUUUGUGGGCUGCAGCCACGUUGUGUUUGGGUUCUGCCGCCAACUCUGCCAACCUCGACACACCCGAGCGGUUUCUAUCCGCCCUGAUUCAGAUCUUGACUUGA